Molecule: messenger RNA, 453 nt
Organism: Micromonas pusilla CCMP1545
Lineage: Eukaryota; Viridiplantae; Chlorophyta; Mamiellophyceae; Mamiellales; Mamiellaceae
Exons: 1
Coding region: 1-453 (150 amino acids)
Source: RefSeq, a predicted model, not a curated record
AUGUACUACGGCAAAAAUUUUGCUCAUCGACUCGCACAACUCGUCACGUACACGUACCCGAAGGGAGCUGUGUACACGUACAACGUACGUGUACAGCUGUUAAGCUGUACACGUACACGUACGUGUACAGUACAUGUACUUUCGUACAAUAAAAACAAUGAUUAUCAUACACGUGUAACGUUGUACACCUGGGCCUUUUUAUCCUUUCUAAGCUCAUAUCCAAACGCUGAUAGCCACUACAACGUUGUACUGUACUCUGCUACAGGUACAACACUAUUCUUAUCAGUAAACGCUACCUGUACGCGUCACGUGUACGUUGUACACGUGUACGAAAGUAUGAAUACUUUCGUACUUUCGAAAGUACUUUCGUACAAAUGUACGAAAGUACAACGUACACGUGUAGUUGUACUUUCGUACUUUCGUACGAAAGUACUUUCGAAAAUACAGUUGUAA